Pyricularia pennisetigena is the source of this 3615-nucleotide messenger RNA. RefSeq lists its product as uncharacterized. Bases 1 to 3615 code for a protein of 1204 amino acids. The transcript has 4 exons. The record is from RefSeq and is a predicted model, not a curated record. Lineage: Eukaryota; Fungi; Ascomycota; Sordariomycetes; Magnaporthales; Pyriculariaceae.
AUGUCAACGUCAAGGUGGUUGGACAGCCAGGUGUCUACGACGCGCUCGCCUGAAAAUAGCCAUAACUUGAUCGCCAUCUCUAAUCAGCUUGAUAUAACGGCGUCACACGCGGAUCGAAUAUCCCUGAACUCUAACUUCGUGGCGAAGCAGCCAACCACAGAGCAGAACCACUUCGACAAGUCUACUCUCUUGCAUAUGAACGCUUCGGAGAUUCCGGAUUCAGGUCAGUCUGUCCCGCGUCAUGCAGUUCUAUUAGCAGCGCCAGAAGAAGAGGCUGCUGGUCUCAUAUGGUCCGUUCCCCCAGCUUCGACCAAGUAUGGGUUGCGUCGUCACCAGCCUGACGUGCCCCUCAGGGAUACUGAGCAUUCGUCAUUGGCCGUUCCUCACCAGGGCUUCCAAGUUUGCCCUGGGAACCCCGAGUACGUGGGGACGCAAGAACCCCCUUCAAGACAGCCAAAGGAUAGCGACAAUGGUAUAGUUUUCAGGACCACCACCCCUACGAUUGAAUGUCGACCGGUGGCUUCCAUCGGACGUCGACGUGUGGCAGUAGCAAGUCAUAACUCAACUAUGGCCCAUUCCCGAGAGGACUAUAAUUUUGAACCAAUGGCCGAAAAUGCGCUAGGCAACAUAUAUCAAACGGUCAAUGAUGUUUCAGAGUCGCCGAAUGAAGCAAUGGUAUACGGGUUCCGGAAUCGCCGAUCAGAUAAGCCGACGAGAUACAGAGUUCCAGGCAUAGGGUCGGACGGGGUUGCCGCCAGUUCUCGGCCAUCCAGUGCUCGCAACAGCUCAGGUCCGGCCGUGAAUUGCAUUUCCAAUCCAGACAAUGGACGUGGGUUGGGACCCUCGAGUUUUGCAUUGCAACCUAGCGAUCAUACCGUCCAGGGAAAGAGAAAGCGUGAUCGACCACAAAGACCAACGAGAGAAUAUUUUGGUGUGAUCGACUCACAAGGAACACCCCCAAGGAGGUCAGACUAUGCAAGCUCCGUGGUGCGGCAUAAUGAAACUCACAUCCUCUCCAGGUCCCGCCCGCUUGCCAAUCGCUCAGAGCAUCGGGUUUCAAGUCCUGGUAGCAGCUCUACGCUAUCAGAAACAAACAGAGAUGCCAAGUGCAUUCUUGAAAAGCUGAACCAGAAACACACAAGAAUUUACGAGGAGGAGCGAUUACAUCGUGAACGCUUAGAAGCCUUGAAUGCAGAGCUGCACCAGAAGUAUGCUUCGCAAGAAGAGCAGAUUCGAGGCCAGGAAGCCCGACUGACUGAGCUGCUUCAGUCAGCAGCAGCGGGGGAUCUUGAAAAGAAGAGGCUGGCUCAGGAUGUGAAUUCUGAGAAGGCCGAACGGAUUGAUCAGGGGAGAAAGGUGGUCGAGCUUCGCCGUUUGCUGGAAGAGGAACAGCACAAAACCAAAGAACUUUCUGAGCAGAUCAAAGCUCAAGAUAAGACUAUCACGGAUCUUCAAAACAAUUAUCUUGGCUUUGAGGCCAAGAAGGCCAAACUUCGUGAAAAGGCAGCCAGGAUAAAGGAGACUGUCAACGAAGCUAUCAGAGAGCAGCAGGAGCUUCACCAACGUAACAAGAUCCGCUUGGAAGAGGUUCUCUGUGAAGUCAGGCAGGAAGCACAUGACAUCAAGGCCAAUUUUGGCCUGGCGCUCACGAAGAUUGAUCACGUACAGAAGCGUGCGUUGAAUGCAGCAAGGGCGGUCCGUCAAGAGAGCGCAGUGGCUCUCGCAGAGAGAGACCUCACCGUGAAGCAUCUUACAGAUCAGCUGCUGGAGAAGGAUGAAUGUCUUAUUCGUGAACAAGACACAAUCAGAAAGCUACUGGACAACCCAGGGAAAACCGAUGCUCGACUUCAAGCUAUAGAAACGAAUCUUGAUACGCGCUUCAGCGAAUUUCUGGAGCUAUAUGAACAAGAUAAACGUCGGCUUGCCAAGGACUCGGAGCACCAAGGUCAUCUGGAGUCCAAGCUUUCGCAUGAGAUCGGAACCACGAUUCCAAAUCAGCUGAGCCACAUCGAGGCCCACUUGGAGUUAUUGCAAACCCAGCACUCUGCGAGGGAGGAUGCUCUCGUCAUUGAGUUAAAGGAAUGCAAACAGGGCAACUCGGUGCUGGCAACAACUAUCGAGGAGAAGCACAAUGAGUGCGACCGUCUUGAGGCGGAGGUCUACAAGCUCCAGAAUGAUCUAGACGCAAAGACAUGCGAAAAUGCAGCACUUCAGGAGAAAGUUCACGAUGGGGAAAAGCAUCUAACCUGCAUGGCUGAAAAGCUAACUGAGAGUGAGCAGAGGUUGAGUGAUACCAUCAAAAUACAUGCAUCGGAAACGGAGCAGUGUCUAGGGCGCCUUGCUGCGUCUGAAGCUUCUUCAAAAAACAACGACCAAAGGGUUUCCAUCCUAAUGGCAGACCUUGAGAAAGCCCGUAAUGAUGCAACACAGGCUGGGAAGACGCUGAAUAUGGCCCAGGCUGCUUGGAAAGAGCAGUCAAUCGCUGCCGACCAGAGAAGAUGUGAACUUGAAGCACAAGUCAGCGAGAAUGAGAACGUGAUACGUGAGCUCCAAGCCAAGUUGAACGUACUGAAAGCGCAGCAGGAACAGGAAUUGGUAAAAGACCACGAGAGAUUGGCGGCAUCAGAAGCUCGAAACGAGCAAGAUGCCGCUGCUAUGAAGAGUCUGAAUGCACAACUGAAACAAAAAGAACAAGCCGUUCGAGAUGCCGAGGACCAUUCCAAUGUUCUUGCGAAUGAGUUGUCCGACUUACGGAAACGAGCGGCAGAGCUCGACCAACUACUUGUCAGGAAAGUUGACGACCUGGCAAGCAUGCAAGCCUCUCUCGAUGGUUGCACUGCUGAGUUGCAAUCAUCGGAAGCACGCCAUCAAUGCGCAGUUGCUACUAUUGCCGGCCUAGAAUCCAAUGUCAAUGAGCUGAAAACCGCCCAGCAAUCACUAGGGGCUGCCGGAGAACUGCAAGCAGAGUGGCACAAAUGGGUCUCGGCUCUUUGUGAGAGACUCAAGGAGUGGGUGGUACUGAAAAGUCCUACUGCUUCAAAGAUAUAUCAUGAGUUGCUGAAGCAUCAUGGCUUGGCGGGAGACAUGCAGGAGUUUGGCGAACUAGCCAGUGUUUUCCUGGCAAUCUACCAAUAUCUGAAGCAGCAGAUUACUCCCGAUGCGUCAGAGGUCUCGAAGCUUGCGUUGAUCCUCAAAAACGCCGAGGCCAAACGAGUCAAGCUAAACAGUCCGCUGGAGUUACCCUCUGCUGUACUUGUGUCUGUACAAGAGGAGAGAAACAUCCGCAGGUGCAGUGUGCGGCCUGUUCCCAUAUUGAGACAGACGCAACCUAACAUGCCGUCGACACCACAAGCCGAGAGAGAACAGCAAGCAGGCCGUUUUACCAAUCCUCAGGCCAAUAGCUUCAGGCGUCGAUCAAGCUUUCAGUCUAAUACGGACAAGCUUGGGUUCGACAACGUCACCCCAGAUGCGACUCGAGAGAGGAAUGAGAGCAACACUGCCGUGCCACCUGCUGCUUCGAGGAACGUGCAACCCCAAUCGCAACAAAAGUCACCAAAUAAGAUGGUGACUCGAAGUCGUCGAAGACUGUUCGCUGAUCACCAAUCCCAACCCUGA